CGCCAAAUCUUCGCUCCUAAGCUUUCUUCUUCUUCCCUCCCCUCCUCUUCUUCUUCCAAAUGAUUCAUCGAUUCUCUCUCUAGAAACCAAAAUGCGGUGCUUCCUUGGCUUCGGUAACUGUUGCUUUGCGCCUUAAAACUGAGAUUAGACAAAAAGAUAAGGCCUAAAACCACAAGGGUUUUCAGGGAACGAGGAGGACCUUGCUUCCCGCGUUUUCCAUGCCCUUUUCACUCUUCUCUCUCAUGCGUGCAAGCUAUCCCCAAACCCAAUAUCUAAAACCCCCCAACCCAACUUUUUUGUUGGGUCACACAAAAGUUUCAAGCUUUCCUCUAAUUUCAGCUCUCAAUUCUCUUUCUUUCCUCUUUGAUUUGCUUUGUUUCCGUUAUUUAAACAGAACCCAUCUUCUAUAUCCAAAGAGUUUCCUUGUUUGUGCCCACCAGCUGUUCGAUAAAAUUCCCAGAUCUGAGUUGAAGCUAUGGGAAGCCAUAUGAGCAAGAAGACUACCACUGAGACAUCGUCGUCUGCUAUAAAUCUGACCACUUUUCAGUACACAACUGAUCAAUUGAGCUCAUAUGAGGCUGCUUGCAAGGUUGAUGCUGACUUGCAGUCGUUUGAUACCAACCUCCAAAACCGAACCAAUCAAGUUAUCACCACUCUUGCAGCAGGAGUUGAAGUUCGAGCUCUGUCGUUCGAUUCCUUGAAAGAAGUGACGGAAUGUUUAUUGGAGAUGAACCAGGAGGUUGUCAAGGUAAUAUUGGAAUGCAAGAAAGACAUUUGGAAGAAUCAGGAAUUGUUCGAGCUGGUCGAGGAGUACUUUGAGAAUAGCUUGCAGACUCUAGACUUUUGUACUGCAUUGGAGAAGUGCCUGAAGCGAGCUCGUGAUAGUCAACUGCUCAUUCUUGUUGCCCUUCAACAAUUCGAGGAGGAAACUGAGGUGGGAGGCAGUCGGUACACAAGGACAAUGGAGGAGUUGAAGAAUUUUAAGACUGCUGGUGACCCUUUUACUGAAGAGUUCUUCCAAAUGUUUCAAACUGUUUACAGGCAGCAAAUACAGAUGCUUGAGAAGUUGCAUCUUCGAAAGAACAAGCUGGAUAAGAAGCUCAAGUACAUCAAUGCUUGGAGGAAGGUCUCCAGUAUCAUAUUUGUUGCUACUUUUGCUGCAGUCUUGAUUUGUUCAGUUGUGGCAGCAGCCAUGGCUGCUCCGCCUGUUGCAGCAGCUCUGGCUGCUGCGACUUCUAUCCCCGUUGGUUCAAUGGGAAAAUGGAUUGACUCUUUGUGGAAGAAUUAUCAAAGUGCUAUGAAGGGUCAGAAGGAAGUAAUUAGCUCAAUGCAAGUGGGUACUUAUGUUGCCAUCAAGGACUUGGACAGCAUUCGAGUUCUGAUUGACCGAUUGGAAAUUGAAAUUCAGUCGCUCAUGGAUAAUGCAAGCUUUGCUAUUGAGCAAGAAGCAGUUAGGAUUGCAAUAGAGGAGAUUAAGAAGAAGUUGGGAGUAUUUAUGAAGAAUGUUGAGGAAUUGGGAUCUCAAGCUGAUAUGUGCAGCCGAGACAUUCGAAGAGCAAGGACUGUGGUUCUGCAGAGGAUUAUCAAGCAUACCAACAACUGAAAACUUGACCCAUCCUUGAUGUUCAACCAGGUGCUGUUUUGAUGUUGGAAGAUUCUAAAGUUAUGUGACUUUCUGUUUUUUUCAUCACAUUUGUUUAUUUUUAGUUUGUACCUUGAAUCCAGUCAAUUGGAUGGAUUUAUGUAUAAAAAUAAUCCAAGACUCAUAUACUUUCAGCCUUUCUCAAAUGUUAGGAAGCAACUGACAAAUGAUUAGUCUUCAAUCUAAUUAUUGGUUACUAGA
Molecule: messenger RNA, 1843 nt
Organism: Rosa rugosa (rugosa rose)
Lineage: Eukaryota; Viridiplantae; Streptophyta; Magnoliopsida; Rosales; Rosaceae
Product: UPF0496 protein At4g34320-like
Exons: 2
Coding region: 476-1603 (375 amino acids)
Source: RefSeq, a predicted model, not a curated record